Molecule: messenger RNA, 2544 nt
Organism: Stylonychia lemnae
Lineage: Eukaryota; Ciliophora; Spirotrichea; Sporadotrichida; Oxytrichidae
Source: the annotation of a GenBank genome assembly
AUGAUCUCUAAAUUGUUAGCUGGGAUUGUUGAGCACUUUGAGAAGCUUCAGCCCUCCAAUUAAAUUGAGUCUUCUCCUAAGCAAAGUAUCCUUCAAAAUAUAUCUCCAAAGGAAAACUUCAACAGCUCAAGAAGCAAGCACGCGCCUUGCGACAAGUUAAGACUGAUUAAAUUAAAGGCACAUGAAAAGAAAAAACUCUCUAUGAGUCCAUAAAAGAACUAGCAAAUUCAGAGCCAUAUAAAUGUGUUUAAAAGCGAUGGUAAAACACCCAAUGGAUCAUAUGGAUAUUCUAUAAUGAUGAUGAUGGCUUAGAAAAAUAGUUCAACAACUCCCAAACGUCAGUCUGUGAUUGUUCAACCCAGAUACUUAAAUUUUGGCUCAGAUAAAAAGACAAAUAACAAGAUUGGAGGGGGCUAGGGAAUACUUGGAGCAGCGACACUGCUAGUUGACUUAGCCGAUGAUGAGAUCAGCACGCACAUAGAUUCUAUGAAAGAUUCAGAGUUGAUUGCAUAAACUGGAAGAAGCUGUGUCGGUGGAUAAUAAACCAAAAUCAACAGUAAUAAUAGGAUAAAUCUCUAAAAGUGCAUAUCACCCAGACAAAUAACAGCAAAAAUCAAUCCAAUAGAUAAAAAAUUAGAUAUCAAUAAUGAUAAAUAAAGAUUAGCAUAACAAAAUAAAAAUAUUGGGCAGUAAGACGAUAUCAGGAGCGUAGGUCAAAACUGCUCUUAUAAUUCAAUUCGUCCACCCACAGAUUCAUGUUAGAGUAAAGUUGGUGAUGAUGAGAAUCAUCCUAUUUUUAUCAGUUAAGAUGAUCGAAAUGAAAUAAAUGAACAAGCAACUCAGACCAAUACCCUCGGUAGAUUAGAUACAGGAGUUAUAAUUACUGAUGAAGAUUAGCAUUCUCAUAAGAAAAUAAAACCCUAAUUUGUCAAAGAAAAGAAAAGAGAAAAGGUAUUGAAAUAAAACUUACUUUACAAUAAGAAUAAGUCAGCCGGUUUGAAUUUGAAAUAGGCGGCAAUCCCGAAGUCAAGCAAACAUCUUGUAACUAAUAGUACGAUUAUAAAAUCUACUCUAAACUCUAAAAAUGACAUGACUAAAACUAAAGAUUCUAUAAAUCCCUCUAGAAGCAGAGAUCAAGCCUAAAACAAUACUCAUAAAUUCCAAGUCAUCAAGGAUAAUUAGGCUUAAACUGAAGAUGAAAAAAUCAGCAACAAAGCAACUGCUGCAACAUCAACUCCUAAUAAAAAUGAAGGGAAUACUAAAAUUGGAAGUAAUUGUAUUCAAGAGGUUAGUAAGUGUCUUGAAGAGAGUCCAUAGCAAAAUCAUCUUAUGAAAAAGAAGAAACUAAAGACUCCCAAGAAAUAUACUAAUCAAAAGCCUCAAAGCGAGACUCCGAUUUUUUAUGAAACUCACCUCGGUAUCGGAUGUAAAAAUCUGAAGAAAAUUGAUAGUAUUUAAUAAUAAUCCUAGUAAAAUGGAAUUGGCACUACUGCAAUAGCUCUAUCUAAGACUUUCGAUUUGCUGGCUAAUGAUGAGUCUCAAAAGACCUUUUAUCCUUCAAAUAAGAGUAAUUUCUCCUAUGAGCCGAAGUUUUAUAAACCUUCGAGAUAAAGCGUGCAUAGUGUCUAAAAACAAGAUUCGGUAUAUAGUCAGGGCAAUUCCCCAAAAACCAUUACUAAUUCUACUACUUUUAACAUUGAUUAAGCUGGUAGUCAUGUGAACUUUUUAAUCCCUGGGCAGUUAUCUUAGAUUAACUUAAGUAAGUAGUUCUAACAAUUCUAGAAUUCAAAGCGUAGUUACUCAAUAAAUAACAUGCAAUAUAAUCCGGUAUCCUCAGAUCUGAACACUAAUCAUAACACUCCAAAUGCCUAAAGAAACGAAAAUCAUCCUAGAUAAAUCAAAGUUUACAAAAAUGAGCAUCUCACUAGUUAAAAGUAAAAUGUUAAUUUACAAGCCUCGCUACUAUGCUCUUAACUAAAGAAUUUCUAUGAAUUGGAGCAUACAAAACAGACUUAAAAUAGCACUGCUUUGAUUAUGUAACCAAUAGAUUAUAAUCAGUAAGCUGUUAUGAGUUAGAAAAUGCGCAAAUUCAAUAUUGAAAAUGAAUAGUAACCUAAAUCGCAAUAAAUUCAAUACUAAAGUAGAAGUGGUGGAGUUAUGCAAGUACAGAUAAAUUGCCAAAAUUCCCCUGUUUUCUCCAAAAAGACUAAUUAAAGUUUACCCCAAUAGAUCAACUUUCAUAAAAAGGGGGUAAAUAGUCAAAAUUAAAAUUUUAACUUUAACUUCAAGCAAGAUACCUAAAACUAUCAAUAGAAUAGCAGUCAAAGUAAUACUGGAGCUGGAGGAGGUCAGCUAAGUCAAAGAACUAUGGAGAGCACUAAUCCUAUUAGUAAUAUGCAUUAAGGGAAUAAUAGUACUAAUAACAGAAGGCUAACCACAAUAAACUACUCUUCACAGAGUAACAUUAACAAUAACUUAUAGAUUAUCCCUCAUAUGAAUGGGGGAACAACCCACCACAAUAAAGGAAUAUUACGUAAAUUGUGA